Linum trigynum is the source of this 3081-nucleotide messenger RNA. Lineage: Eukaryota; Viridiplantae; Streptophyta; Magnoliopsida; Malpighiales; Linaceae. The record is from the annotation of a GenBank genome assembly.
UCUCGACGAAAAAGGUUUACCCGACGAACCAAAUACCAAUCCAUCAGGAAGAUGAUUGGUAUUUGGCUUAUGCGUCUAUUGUUUGAAUUCGGAGGCCACAAGGUCUAGUUUCUACCGUCACUUGUGGCGCUAAUGGAGUGAUCAGUUUGAAUGAUGAAAUGAAAGGGGAAAAAACAGAGCAAACGAUGACGAGGGGAUGAGGUGUUUGCUUAGGUCAGUGGCCGGCGAUGGACGACAAAAAACAAUGAGUCAGCAAUGAGCUCCAUAGAGGAACCAGCUGGUCCCAUAAGCAAAGCAAGAACAACGUUAUUAUUAGUUUUAUCCACUUCUUUUUAUCUCUAAGCGAACAUUACCCUGUUUUGAUUAUGAUUAAAGAAAAAAGUUGGCGAUAAUGACGAUUAACACGAUGGAUAUAGGUCAUUUUGUUGCGUGGACCCGUUCUAAGAUAGUGGUAAUUAUCUCACCCUAAUCGUUUACGCCAAGGUAAUGAUUUCAGCUCGACUUUCCUUUAUCCUAAGCCGUUGGUGUUACUUGAUAAUAGAUUAUCCGACAUCGACGAGAAAUCAUGUGGUCUUGCUGGAGAAGGAUUACACCGGCUGUAACAUUUUUCAUUUCAGGUUGGAUUAGGAAUAGGUUGUCUAGAGAAGGUGUUAUAUCUACAUUCUCAAUCUAUGUAACAUGUAUCUCCUCAACUAUAGUGAAACUGCUAUCUCAUGCUCGUGGAUUAGCUAACGCACAUCGUGUUAGUGAACCGCAUAACUCUAAGUGUUCUUUACUUUAUUGCAUUGUCGAUUUUUCCAUUACGUUCUAACAUAAACAGUACAUUUGAGAUUUAUUUCAACCUUAUGAACACCCGUUAAACUCGUAAAAGAGAAUAAUUUGGGCAUAUAGAGUUAAUCGUCUAAACGAUCAUCACCAAAGAAUUUUCCUUUGGGACCUCUUAACGGGUGUUCAUGUGGUCCUUGCAGGAUUGUGUGGUCGCCGUGUCCAAGAGCUGGCUUCUCUGUGCGCUCAAUGUACCAAGGCCUGUGUCGCGAGAAGUUUCCGGGAGUGGCGAAUUUCCCGUUCAAGUCAGUUUGGAGAUUGAAGGCUCCUUCGAAAGUUAAUGGUUUUGCUUGGCUGCUCUUUCACAAUCGCACCCUUACCCAUGAUAAUUUAAAGAGGCGAGGAUGGAAUAUUGUGAGCAGGUGCGUGUUGUGCGAGGCGAACACCGAGACGGCGUCCCACUUGUUUAGAAGCUGUGAGUAUAGCACUAGAAUUUGGGACAGGUAUAUGACAGUUCUGUCAGUUGGAGGCCCCUUUCCGAUUGAUCUUCAACAGUUGUUUGGAUGCUGGUGCCGGGAGGAUCCUGAUGAUUGGCUGGACUGGUUCCGGUAUCUAUUCCUCCAUGGCUUCGUUUGGGAGGUGUGGAAGGAACGAAAUGAGAGAUCCUUUAAAGAUACAAGUAAGGCGUGGCAAGUCAUCUUCCAUAAAAUUGGACGAACGCUACUUCAUUGGAUCGCUGCUGCGGGACAGAUCAAUGAUCAAAAUGCCAAGGAUUGGCGGAGAUUGCUAGCACUGGCGUGCCCCCCUACACGAAACAAUAGCAUCUAGCUGCCUCUGGGUUUUGGUUUUGCUUGGGUUUCCUCUGUUGUCUUUGCUUUGUAUUGCUCCUGCAGGAGUCUUGUUUUUUCUCACGGUCUUCCUUUCCUCCCUUCUAUUUCCGCUGUUCCUGUUGUUCUUACUUUCUUUGGGAUCCAAAUUGUGUGUCCUCCCCUCUCUAUUCUUGUUUCUUGAACUUGUAUACACCCCUGGUGUAUUUCCUUGGUAAUGCAUUUUCACCGUUAUCCAAAAAAAAAAUGUUCUUACUUUGAUCUAACAAUAGCAACCUUACUGUCGAGUUCAAUUCACACGACCUAUCAUUUCGAGAAAAAUUCUCCAUAUAGCCACCAACAGAACUGUAAGUCUGAAUCGUCAUUCUCGUUAGUUUAACAAGAAAGUUAAUAAAACCAGAGUCAGCCUCACACAUAUGCGUCAAGGUCCCGCGUCAAAGCAAUUGCAUUAAAAAUUCAUGAACCACCGACGUUUGUUUAACUACCAUACAUGUACCUCAUUACAAGACACUAAAGGAGAAGAAAACAAUCUGGUUCCACUAAAUGGGUUGGUAUAAAAAUGGAGGUGAAAGGGAGCAAAAGGCAAUCUUUUCCUAUUAGCAUUUAGCAAUGGCCCCUGUUUUAGACCAGACAGUGAGUAAUGAGGAAAAGGGUUCGUGUUUCUUCUUUCUUCUUCUCCUGCUACUUACCCUUCUUUUAAUCCUCUGUCGGGAAGGAAGGAUUGUUAAUGCCAAAACAAAAACACAGCAAAAAUGAAAUACCGUACGACUUGUUUUUUUCGAAAGGAGCCACAGGAUUAUGCUGUCAUCCACAAAGCUCGUUUGUCCUAACAAGAAAAAAGUUCCUUCAGCCUUCAAAGAUGGUGUUCAUUGUGAACUUAAUUAGCAUAUACUGAUGCUCUUUCCAGAGGUUAUGACAGAAUCUUGGAGGGUAUUACUAGGGAAUAGGAUUUGGGAAGAGAUGGAUUUUGGAAACUCUUUUUAUAAGAAAACAGUCAUGUAUAAGACAUGGUAUUCAAUACGCAUCGUAUACGAUUCAUCAACUGUGCUUACGAUUAGGGAUUACUCCGUUCUUGUUUGUUAUGGCUAAUGAUUAUUGCACUACGGAAGCAAUUAACAAAAUGGGCUAGGGGUAGUGGCGGACCCAGGAAUUUUACAUAGGGGUGUCAUCUUUCAAAAAACAAAGUAAAAUAAAAAUUAGUAAUUAUUAAUUAAUAAAAAUAAAAUAAUUUUUAAAUAAGAAAAUACCCAACUCGUACAAGAUUAAAAAAGUCCAUGAUGUAUUUUCAUAUUAUGAAAAGAAUGGUAAAAUACACUUGGUGUCUACACUGCUCAACAAAUGUGUCUCGGUAUAUCCUACUAGACAAUCAUUCACGAAUUGACGCACAAUCAACUUCUAAAUUUGUUCUUGAUGUAACUAUAAGCUGAAAAAACACUUUCAACACUUGUCAUACAACCAUAAAAUCAACAAUUAAAGAAUAGGGAAUAGG